Molecule: messenger RNA, 7601 nt
Organism: Betta splendens (Siamese fighting fish)
Lineage: Eukaryota; Metazoa; Chordata; Actinopteri; Anabantiformes; Osphronemidae
Product: zeta-sarcoglycan
Exons: 10
Coding region: 789-1823 (344 amino acids)
Biological process (GO): cardiac muscle tissue development; heart contraction
Cellular component (GO): sarcoglycan complex; sarcolemma
Source: RefSeq, a predicted model, not a curated record
CUCUCCGGUCUCAACUCUCUCCGCUCUCCUCGUCUCCCUCCUUCCUCCACUCUCCCAGGUGUCUUUCUCUCUCCCCCACUCACACAAACACGCUCAGACUCUUCUGCUCCCCCACUCCCUCUCUCUCUCUCUCUCUCACGCGCCUUCCCCUUUUCUCGUGGACAUAUCUCUGGCGGUUUGCCGCAUGGAAGUCGCCUAGGAAAGGCAGAAUCUCGUCCGUCUGAUCCGGACGCGGUCUCGCCACUUACCGAUCAGUGUACGGGCAAACCGGACGGCGCACGCGCAUUUACCGGGAUUCAUCUGGAUAUAACGCGUUUAUCCGCUGACCGACUGACGGGAGAGUCCAAAUCCCGGCUUCAUUCCAGCAGACGGGGAAAUAUUUAUGACUCAAAGGUUGUAAUUGUAAAGACGACCAGGUCAUCAAGCGCGCAAAAGCCGCAGCUUUAAACAUUACGCGCGGCUAAUUCUAUUUCUUUUCUAUUCCCGCUGUCCCCCGCACGGACAAACCGGGGACCGGAGGUGGGGGGGGGGCACUUCCACGGCAUGGAGUCCUGAUUUUAGCAAGCGACCCAUUGGGAGGAAUGAAAUUGAGAAAACCCGCUGCCGUGAUGGAAUUUUAAUAACUUAAUCCUGACAAUAAUACAGGGGGAUAUUGCGGCAGAGUUGGACACUCCAGAGAGCAUCGCAACUUUUUUCAGUCUCUCUUUUAAUCUCGUCGCCUCUCUUCGUCUCUCUCGCCCGUGGGACUUCUAUUUUCGUGACUGAUUUGCGGCACUUCUCCCCCUGUCAUGGACCGGUCGACGUCUUUGGAUAUAGAAGCUCUGAAGGAAAUGAGAACAGGCUCCUUUGGGAUCAUCCAGGGCCACAUGGCAAACAGACAUAGUCACACAUCUACAAUGACCCAGGAACAGUACAUUCUGGCAGCGCAGCCCAACCCCCUCCACCAACGGGGGGCGUCGGUGUGCGGCGCGCAGGUUUAUCCUGCCGUGGGAAUCUAUGGCUGGAGGAAGAGAUGCUUGUACUUCUUCAUCCUCCUGCUCCUCGUCACGAUGAUCGUCAACCUGGCACUGACCAUCUGGAUCCUCAAAGUCAUGAACUUCACUCCGGAUGGAAUGGGGAAUCUGCGGGUGACCAAGGAAGGCGUCAGAUUGGAGGGAGUGUCUGAAUUCCUAUUGCCUUUAUAUGUAAAGGAGAUCCAGUCACGCAGGGACAGUCCACUGAUUCUGCAGUCAGACAGGAACGUGACUGUCAAUGCGAGGAACGAUCAGGGGCAGCUGACGGGUCAGCUCACCGUGGGUUCAGAGAUGGUGGAGGCUCAGUGUCAGAGGUUUGAGGUGCGGAGCGCAGACGGAGAGACGGUUCUGUUCUCGGCAGACGAAGAGGAGAUCAGCAUCGGCACAGAGAAGCUCCGAGUCACAGGAAAUGAGGGUGUGGUGUUCAGCCAUUCUGUGGAGACAUCGCAUGUACGAGCAGAACCCUCCCAGGACCUAAAGCUGGAGUCCCCGACUCGAACCCUGACCCUGGAGGCACCCAGGGGGGUAGAGGUCAACGCUGGCGUGGGAGACUUUACAGCAUCCUGUAGGAAGGACCUCCUCCUGCAGUCUUCAGAGGGAGAGAUCCUACUAGAUGCCAACACCAUUAAACUGGGCAACAUUCCCCUGGGCAGUGCUGUGGACCCCUUGGAAGGGGCUCCUCCCGGCACCACCUACACCAAACAGACUGUGUACGAGCUGUGCGCCUGUGCUAACGGCAAACUCUACCUGUCUCCAGCUGAGAAAGGCUCCACCUGCCAAACCACCAGCAACUUCUGUCUCUGGAGCUGAAAGCGGGCGGCGGACACACAUCUGGGACAUGUGGACUGCUGAAGCUAAUGCUAGCCAACAGACUGAACUGACGCAGAUCAUGGCUUGGUGGGAAGCUAACGCCAUUUACCAGACUGAAUCGACAUGAAUCGUAGCAUGGUGAGAUAUUCAUGUCUGCUAACCAACUGAAUAUUAUGGAUUACAACUUGACAGAAAGCUAAUGCUUGCUAACAGACCAAAUCAACAUGGACUAUGGCUGGUGAAGCUAACACCGGAUGAAUUACUGACUGAACAUGAGCUUGGCUACAAGCCAUUGCCACUCGCAGACCAAACUACUCUGGACCGGUCAGUAGCUAAUGCUGGUCGAGACGACUCCGGAGGGAAAGCUAAGGAGGAUGUGGCCGUCGACGGACAGACGCACUCCGGGGCCCUCUACUCUUCAACACAGGCGGGUUUGUCUGAGAUGAGGCACCUCCUUUCUCUUUCUUUCGUUAGAACUAAGAAAUGCGGCGAUGGACCGACAACAUGAGAGCAGGGACAUGGACGAGGACCCUGGGUUCCCAUUAGGCAGCCAACAGAUCAGUGUAGUGGGAAGCUGAGGCUAGCUGAUGGACCAAUCUAUACCAGAAAGGCCUUCCCCCUCCUGCCCCUCCUCCCCCUUUAGUCUUUCAACCCAGAAGUUGAUGUUUGACCUUUUCACACCUGAUAGUGACUAUGUUUUUCCAACUCAACUUUUAAUAUCUGAUGCAAAUAAGCCUUCUUUGUCAUCAUCUGAUGUUUGACAUCUUUUGCUGUUCAUUUCUGUCAUGUGUCCUGUUUACUUCUCCUUCCAGUUCUUUGCCUCUAUAUUAUGCUGCUGCUUUCUUUUGGUUGGAAGUUAUGUUGUUCUGUCUGCUUCGCCUACAGUUCUUGCUUUGGACUCAUAAACAACAUGUCAUUCUGCCAGUUCGCUUUCUUUCACCACUCUGUUUACGAAACAGCAAACAUCCUGCUGUUUUCUUCAGGUGAACUGAAAAUACAAGCAUUUUUACUGACCGUUUCUCCCAUUUAUUUUUCUCCAUUGCUAUCCUUUUCUGGAUUUUUGUAGUUCGCAACAACGGAAACAAAAAAAAAAAAGAAAAGUUGCAUUUCCUUAGCUGGAUUGAGAUAUAGAUGGAUGCUACGACAGACAACACAUAUUGGGCUCAAACGUCCACUAAGGCAGAGUGGGCCACCAGCUGGCAGCUGGCCAUCCUGGCCAAACCGGCCUUGUUAUGGGAUGUUUAUAACAUCACCUGGUGUUUUAAUGUCUCCUUUGUGAUGUUUUUUUUUUCAUUAUGUCCUUCUCUUUUAAUUUCUUGCUUGCUUUCUUAACCAUUACUCAUCACAUACCUAUUGAUGAUUUUGUUUUAACUAUGUUUGCUUCUACAUCUCUUUUCCUCUGUUCUUUCCCCCCAGUCUUACACUGUGGCCCCCAAGUUUUGCAACCUACCUAAAGGAAGUCAAGCUGGUCCAAAAUAUGAUUUAGGAUUUUCCUUUUUUACAUGUUUAAUCAGUCUCUGAUGGGAGGAUCAGUGUGGAUGGUCUCUAAACCAGUGUUCAACCUCUGCAGUGACUGGAUAUCAAACAAAAUCAGCAGAUUUGUGUGGCAGAGACCUCCGUGAAAGAAAGUGUGGAUGGAUGUUGUUGUAUGUGUAUGGACUUAGUUGGAAUAAGGCCCUGAGGCGAGCCUCUCUUUUUUAAAACAAAGCGAAACACAGGUGCCUUUGCUGCUGUUGGUAAAAGCACAUCACAGUCUGAACAUUCACACUACCCACAGUGGACCAUCUGCAACCGUCCCUGGACAAACUAUUUAUCAGUCUACCUAUCUAUCUAUUUAGUUUUCUGUCCUUUUCCUUCCCGUCUCUCCUUAGUUUGUAGAACUAUCAGUAUAUCCAGCUGAAAAAAGAAUAAUUCAAUCCUGGUUCAAUGUUUAAUUUUCUGAUGCUCCCUUAUGGUUUUAUUCUUGAUAAUAAAAAAGCACAAAAUUAUGCCAUGUAUAUAACAAUCCCAAUAACAUACAAAAUAAAAUGAUAUUGUUUAUAAUGAGCAUCUGUUGUCUUCAUUACUAAAGCAAACCUCAUGGGAACAAGGAAUUAAACUAUCUCUAAGCUCAGGAUCAUACUAAAUGCAGCCUGAUCAAUAAAGGCUUUAACAGAUAACUACAAUGCUUUCAACAAGGUUAGGUGGAAUUUGCAAACUCCACAGUUCUGACUGCUGCAUGGUUUUUUGAACAUGCAUCAUUUUGCUGUAACAUUUUUGAAUUUUUGAUGAAAUGUCCUGAAUAUAAAAAUCACAUACAGUAACAAAUGGACAUAAAAGAAAUCUCUUUUAAUCUCUUUAGUCUCAUACUGUACCUUCUCUCUUGAUUUUUCCCUCUAAUAUUCUGUGUAUAUUUACUAAUAUAGAGAUUUAGUUUUUAUCACUGUGGGGUGACUAUUGAAUCUAUAUCUCUUCAUUAUUAUAAACCUUUUCUGGUAUUUUCUGGCAUUUUUGACCUUUUGGUCUUUACAUUCUCCUUAUUAGACCACAGAAAUCAAAGUGCAUGCUUUUCAUUCAGGACGCUUUCAAAGCACUCAGUGGCAGCACUCAUUCAAAUGUCAGAUGUGCCCACUGACCCCUGAGGCAGUCAGAUGGCACUAAUCCAACCAUUCACAGGUAAUUUUCCAUCAUUUCUUUUUAGACUGGUUGUUUUCUACGUCAAUGAUGUCAAUGAUCCAACAACAGCUGCAUUUCGGUUUUGCCUAUGAGGAGAUAUAUACUGUACAGUAUGAUAACAAAACAAAUAUCUGUGGCGUGGUUUACUUUAAAACAUUUAAAAGUAUACUGUAAAAGUCAAAAGUAAUGGCACAGUUUCAAACUUCAUUCAUCCCAUAGUGAAACUGCUUCCAGAGUUGAGACGGCUACAACAUCCGGACUAAUAAUAAAUAAUAAAUGACUCAUCAGUCACUGCAAGAUGUACAGUAAAUGACAUAUGAUGUCCAUACUGUACCUGUGUGUAAAUCAGAUGAUGUCAUCCUGCUGCUGUGGCAUCUUUAGUUCCUGUACGUCGCUCUUGUGACAUAGCCUAAAACACAGAACAGAGAACUUCUUUGCAACUGCAAAAAACAAUGCAUUAUUUAUACAGAUUCUCAUUUUCACAUUCAAUCUAGCUCAUUUUGAAACUAAUGAAUUGGCAAAUUGGAUAAGAAACACUGCAUUGAUGCAUAAUAUCUUAAAGGUUUUUGUUGCUAAAUCCAUACAGAGCUCAUUUAUCACGUCAGCUCAAACUAAUGAGACGCAACUUCUCUUGUGAGUUAGCAAACAUGCAACCUUAGUUCUUAUCCCAUAGGUGAUGGUUUAUUAAUUUAUGAGAAUAAAGAAAGUGAUACUCACCUUACUGAAACCAUAUGAAUGGCAGAACUGUUUGUAAUGUAACAUAAACAUUGAGCUAACUUGAUACAGUACCGUAGGUUACAUCUUCGUUCUUUAGCAUUAGCCAAGUGCUAUUAGUCGUAUGCUGGUUGUUUCUGUCAUUAUUCCUCAGACUCUUUUAGUGUCAAAUUCUUUAUUCAAAUGUCAAAUAUUGUCUGUGUAAAAAGUUCAAGAUCAAAUAUAUGCAUACAUUUUAUAUACAUUCACAUGUGCUGAAAAGUGAAAGGCUCAGCUGAAGAAAAAACACAUGUUUGUAUCACCCGCAGUAUCAAUAGUACAUUACCAUUAUUACUGUGACAACACAGGAAAAAAAGAAUACACACAGAAAUGAACAAAAAAUAGAAGGGGAGAUAGUGAAGAGGUAAUUAAAGUGAUUUUAUUCCAAAGAACUGUCAUAAAUUUGGACUCUAGAGUUGAUAUUGCUGCCAUUUCCUGUUUUAUUUUUACUCCACCUCCGGUCUAGUUCUGUUCUUGUUUGUUCCAUCUUGAUUAUCCAGUCAUGUGAUCUCCCAGCUGCUGUCAAUCAUUUAUCUAGCCAGGUAUUUAAGGACCAGCAUUCACCCAAGCCAGUUGCCAGAUUGUUGCAUGUAAUCACCACUUUCCAGCCUUUACCUACUGUUCCAGUCUGUGUAUGACCUUGCUCCCGAUCUUGUUCUUGACUGCCUUGACUCCUUGUACUUUUGCCACUGCCUAGUGUUAUGGACCAGAGCCUGUUCUCUGACCUCCUUGUUUGUACCUCUGCCUGUGACCUUCUGUGGUUGACCUCUGCUUGUACAAACAAGUCCCCAGCCUGAACAUUAGAACCUUCUUACCCACUGUCUCUGCGCUGUCUGACAAGAAUAGCCUUUGGUCAAUUCAUAAACAGACACAACAGUGAAAUGGACUGAAGUAAGGAGACUGGCUCAGUAGUGCGACAGAGAUUGGCUUGGUCACUGUUUCCCUCAGCUGCUCUCAGUCUUCAUUUAUAUCACUACCUGUGCCAAUAUCCUGAAAGGCAAUGUACAGAUCUAAACUUAAAGGUUUCAAACUUACCACCAGCUUGUUUUAUACAUCUAUAAUCCCAUAAUUCAUUUAUGAGUGCUUGGAUUUAUGACUAAGAAUUCUAAACUAUAUGCUGUGAAUAUAAAAAUUAAAAUUCUGUGGCUCCAAAAGCCUGGCAGAAAUAGUCUACCUGAAUCUACUAAUGCAUCAAAAAGGUGCUAUGGCUGCAAGGACACGCACAGGUCUGGACAAGAGUUGCCCUAACACAAAGAGAGUGUUAAAAAAACAAUCAAAAUCAUUUGUUUGAGGAGGCAGAGAUGGGCCCAGCCCAAGAUGAAAGCAUUUUUAUAACAUUUAAUAACAGUAAAACAAAUGCAAUGAUUUCAACCGAGGAUACCAACAUAGACAUUAUUAUUGGCGAUGUUGCAUUUUCUACUUCCUUUAAUAGAAAGUGUGCAGCGUUUAAGCUCAGAGCUUAGUCGUCGUUUCGUUCUUUCCGUUUAUGCUCUUCUGUUGUCAUGUCACAGCAUGAGUUUAAAGUUGUAUCUUUACAAUGUAGGGAGGGUGGAGCUUUGAUCAAAGCAAGGACAGAGAGGAAGAGGAAGCUGUGGGGCCAGUAGUUAAUCUCGCCUCAUUUUUUAGAAACUUGCAUCUUGUUCUUCUCAACUUUUUAUUAUGAUCUGCGUGUGUGUCCUGUGGCUGGUACUUUAAUGCAGAACCUGAGGGAGUUUAUCAAACACUCCAGCCAACGACUGAGGAGCAAGUCUACAGCAGCCUCACAGUGAUGGAGCAGGACUCCUCACAGCCGUCACCACAUCCACUCACUCUCUAACUGCUGGAGUCUCACUCUAUGUGAUAAAAUGAUGAUCUGACGAACCCAACUGAUGAAUGCGUGCAAUGAACGUUAUGCUACCAAAGGAGAACAUUAAAUGGCCAUAUUGUGGGGAAUUAACUGUCUAUGGCUGCUGCAAACAAAAUAAUUUCCAUAUUGUGCUUUUUGUUCAAAUUGUGAGUUGUCAAUAAAAUGGUUUUCAUCUCUUUUAUGUGUAUUUGUACUGUACAUGUUUUCUAUUUUAUAAUACUGUGGUAUGUGUGUACUGUCUUUACUACUGUAGACUGGCUGGUUAUAUGUUGGGUGUCCAUGUUGGGUAACAGGUAGGAUUAGGCCUGUAGGGAUGUAGUGUUUUAAGGAGCGGUGUCCUCACACAGAAGGACACAGCUGGUGUGUCUGUGAGUCAGAGGGAGGAGUUUUGACCUAAUCGAGGGUAAAGAGGAAAAGGAAGUUAUCCUCUGCAGAGACAGUCGUGAACUUAGCCUCAUUCCUGUUCACUAGUGUUUGUGUGCGUUGUCAGUUUCACAAUGAUGAAAGUCUGUGUGUGGACCGUG